AACACGAUUUCCUGGACCUGCGACAAUCAUAUACUACUGCAUUGCCUCUUCAUCUCGUGCCUUCCUUCAAUCACUUUUCGAGUUCCCACCGCGAGGACCCUGAAGCUUGGCUCGCUCAAUCGAUAACGCACCCCACAAUUCCCUUGGUGCUCCCCGACCUGUCAGCCUUCACCGCACCCACCCCUGACGUCGACGCCUACAAGACGCGACUCAUCUCCUCGUCCUUUUCGACACACCGAAACUUCAACACUUGAAUCAUGGGUCUGUUCUCCAAGAAGAAGGACAAGGGCGGAAAGGAAAGCCCAGCCGCCCAAAACCCGUAUGCCGCGCCUGUAGGCAAGGACCCAUAUGCGCAGCCACCCCCCUCGUACUCGAACGACGGCCAGGACAACUCGUUCCGCCAAGAGAAGACGCCGGCUGUCACCGGCCCGGGUCAGAGCUACGGACAGCGACCAGGCGGAUACGGUGCUCAAGGCGGCAGCUACGGCGCACAGUCAGGUUAUGGAGCCGAUCGCUAUGGCGGAGGCCCACCACAGCGGCCUGGCGGCUACGGAGGCCUGGGAAGGACUGCGUCCAACGACACUAUGAGUACCGACGCAGGUCGCAACGAGCUGUUUGGCAACGCUCCCCAGCGCCAACAAGCGCAGCCGCCUCAGCAGCCCAGCGCCCUCGGACAAAGUGGCACCUACGGGAACACUCAGAGUGGCGCAUACGGAGCUGGUGCUCCCGGUGGCUAUGGCUCGGCACCUGGUGGCUACGGGGCCUACGAGGACCGCCAAUUGACGGCUGAAGAACAAGAAGAGGAAGACAUUGACGCUACAAAGCAAGAGAUCAAGUUUAUGAAGCAGCAGGAUGUUGCUAGCACCAGAAACGCUCUCCGUCUAGCUGAACAGGCUUUGGAAACCGGUCGAGGAACUCUAGGGACACUAGCAGCACAGGGAGAGCGUAUUCAUAACACGGAACGCAACCUCGAUCUUGCCUCCAUCCAGAGCGACAGAGCAAAUGGACAGACUAAGGAACUGGCCCGCAUCAACGCAAGCAUGUUCUCCAUCGUCCCCAAUCCCUUCACAGGCAACUCGAAGCGCGAGAAGCAAAUGCAACAAGCCAUGGACCAGCACGCACGCGACCGUGAUACCCGCGAACAAACUAAUCGGGCCAAGUGGGAGUCUGGAGCCCGUGCAAACGAAGCUCAGCGUAAGCUAGCCACAGGCGGGGCUCCACAAGGUAACAACAAGAGCUCGCUGGCCGCGCGUUCCAAGUUCCAGUUCGAGGCUGAUGAGGAGGAUGACGAGAUGGAGAACGAGAUCGAUAACAACUUGGACCAACUUCAUGGCAUGGCCAAGAACCUCAACCAACUCGGUCGCGCUAUGGGCGAAGAGGUCGACAACCAAAACACGCACAUUACACGCAUUACUGGCAAGACUGAUCAGGUGGAUGACAAGAUUGCCAGGAACAGGCUCAAGUUGGAUCGCAUCCACUAAGUCUGUUCUUCGGCAAGGCGAGUGGAAUGCCUGCUCUCGAGUGCAACUAAGCCCACUCCAGGGCCAGGGUAGCUUGAUGGCAUCGCCGAGAUAUAGAGCAUGGGAUACGGCAUUAUAGGCGUUUUGGAGACAAUGACACCAUUUCCACCUUGAUUUCGAAUAAAG
Messenger RNA from Alternaria rosae, 1646 nucleotides. RefSeq names its product protein transport protein SEC9. The record is from RefSeq and is a predicted model, not a curated record. Gene Ontology annotation, biological process: vesicle fusion; exocytosis. The transcript is spliced from 4 exons. Gene Ontology annotation, molecular function: syntaxin binding; SNAP receptor activity. Bases 258 to 1481 code for a protein of 407 amino acids. Lineage: Eukaryota; Fungi; Ascomycota; Dothideomycetes; Pleosporales; Pleosporaceae. Gene Ontology annotation, cellular component: SNARE complex; plasma membrane.